AUGGCGGCGCCGCUGAGGGACCGGUUGAGUUUCCUGAGCCGGCUGCCGGUGCUGCUCCGAGGCACGGCGGACGACGACGUCCCCUGCCCCGGGUACCUGUUUGAGGAGAUCGCCAAGAUCUCCCACGAGUCACCUGGCAGCAGCCAAUGCCUGCUGGAAUAUCUCCUCAACCGGCUGCAGAGCAACUCCUGCCAUGUCAAGCUGAAGGUGCUGAAGAUCCUGCUGCACACAUGCACCCAGGGCUCCCCCCAGUUCAUCCUGCAGCUGAAGAGGAAUGCCUGCUUCAUCCGGGAGGCAGCAGUGUUCUCUGGGCCCCCAGAUCCCCUCCAUGGCAACAGCUUGAACCAGAAGGUCCGAGCAGCUGCACAGGACUUGGCCAGUAUUCUCUUUUCAGAUACACCACUCCCACAGCCUGCCGUGCUGUCUGCCCGUCCCCUGCCUCCCACGGGCAUGGGCUCCAGCCCCAGCCCCUGCAGCUCCUUGCAAGGAUUCGGCUUCAGCGGUGAGAAAAGCGGCCCUGCAUCAACCGGGGAAGCCCUGCUCAGCACCAUCCAGCGAGCAGCUGAGGCCGUGGCCCAUGCUGUGCUCCCCUCCUCAGAGGGGCCCCAGCCUCACCACGGGGAGCUUCAGGAAGAUUCCUAUGAGCCUGUGCGAGCUCCUUCCCCUGCCAGGAGCCCACCUGGGGCGGUGAAGCCACCAGCAGCCACUGUGGCCCGCAGCACCCGAGUGAGGCACCAGCCAGGGCUGGCUGGGGGCGGCUGGGAGGAGGCAGACAGUGGGCACAGCUCCCAGGACUCCUCGCAGGGGCACGGUGAGCUGAGCCGCACCUCGGACUCCUGCAGCAGGUCAGGCAGCGACAGCCACUCCAGGGCCAGCCGGGAGCUGCCCCAAGGGGCUGAGAGGGUGGACACCGACAGCCUGGGUGACUGCCUGCGGGAGGUGAACCUGGUGUCAGCACUGACCCACGGUGCCAGGGUCUUCCUCACCAGGGAGGAAGCACAGCACUUCGUCAAGGAGUGUGGGCUGCUGAACUGUGAGGUGGUGCUGGAGCUGCUCAGCCGGGCUCUGGAGGACCCCACUGACAGUGUCCGCAUGAGGUCCAUGUGUGCCAUCUCCUCACUCAUGUGCUCUGACUUGCUCUCCCUGGAUCAGAUCUUUGCUGUGACUCGGCAGCACCUCCAGCAGCUCAGCCAAGGCAGCCCUGGCCCCGUCGCCAACCGAGCAACCAAGAUCCUGCGGCAGUUUGAGGCUCUCUGCAGGGGCCAACCUUCCCCAAAGAAACCAGACCCCUCCGCCCUGGCCAUGGGCUCAGCCCGGUGCCCUGGGGACCUGCUGGCAGACAUCCCAGCCCUGGCAGAGAGCAUCCUCAUCCCACUGAGCCCAGCCCCGCUCCCUGUGCCUCCCUCACCCUGCAGCGAGGAGCAAGGGCUGGAAGCGGAGACCCAGGAGCAGCCCAGUGCUGCGGUGCCAGCCUGUCCCUGUGAGCAGGAGGUGGUGAGCAGGCUGGCAGGGGACACUCUGGGCACACCUACACCCUCCCACACCCUGUCCCUCUUCGCUGGUAUGGAGCUAGUGGCUCGGCCUGGCACGGUGCUCUGCUCGGACUCUCUGCUAGAAGAGCCACGGACACUGUCCCAGCCCCAGGACAGACAGAUGGACACAGAGGGCAGCCAACAGCCCUCGGCCUUUGCCUUUCUCAACAUGUAG
Indicator indicator is the source of this 1707-nucleotide messenger RNA. RefSeq names its product TEPSIN adaptor related protein complex 4 accessory protein (gene TEPSIN). NCBI's taxonomy places the organism in Eukaryota, Metazoa, Chordata, Aves, Piciformes, Indicatoridae. Gene Ontology annotation, cellular component: trans-Golgi network membrane. The record is from RefSeq and is a predicted model, not a curated record. The transcript has 13 exons. Bases 1 to 1707 code for a protein of 568 amino acids.